This is a messenger RNA of Astyanax mexicanus (Mexican tetra), 7512 nucleotides long. RefSeq names its product RNA-binding protein MEX3B. NCBI's taxonomy places the organism in Eukaryota, Metazoa, Chordata, Actinopteri, Characiformes, Acestrorhamphidae. The coding region runs from base 599 to 2494 and encodes 631 amino acids. The record is from RefSeq and is a predicted model, not a curated record. Gene Ontology annotation, molecular function: RNA binding. The transcript has 3 exons.
GCGAGAGACGGGCGGGCAGAGCGGCGAGCGAGCGAGCAAGCGGGCGGGCGUGCGCGUGGCGAGACAAAGACGGCGGAGCGGAGGAACGGGAGCGCGAGGCAAGCAGAGACAGCGAGCAGAGCGCGAGCGUGCGUGUUUUUGUUGUCGUGGAGUGGCCGUGCCUGCACGCGGGCGGCGGAUUGAGAGCACUGCUCGGGCUGGAGGCAGAGUGAAGAAGAAAUAGUUUAUUUUUUAUUAUUAAUAUAUUUAUUGUUUUUUCUCUUCCUCCCUCCACGAGCUGGCGGCGGACGACACCCGGUAUCUGCGAGCUGAGCACCCCGUAUACAAUACAAAAAAGCUCAGUCCAUGCUGCAACACAAUUGGCAGGACACCACGUUAAGAUAGUUUAGCUAAAAGAGGCGGUUUUAUUUUCUGAUUUUAUUACUAUUGUAUUCCUUUUCCUUUUGGAGUGAAAGGAAAAGAAGAAGAAGAAGGAGGAGAAGUGUGUGUGUGUGGCUAGUUGGGAAGGUUGUCCAGAGGGAGCCGUUCCCACCCCAAAACCUGUUCCCGCCCCGGAGUCUGAUGCUCAUCGACGGGGACUAAAGGGAAUAAAGUGACUAUGCCUAGCCCUCUAUUCCACCCAGAGAUUAUGGAUCACGACAUGGUAGUGAGCAGCCAGCAGAACGGGGUUGCUCUAGCCAGGGAAACAGACCCAGAGUCCCGGGACGAGGACCAUCAGGAGGUGCUCCGCUUCGCCCUAGACCAGCUGACACUCAUGGGGCUGGAUAAAGUGGAUCCUCUGGAUGGGACCACAGGCACCGUUGUGUCUGAGAACUGCAACGGUAGUGUAGGAGGAGGAAGCAGUGGAGGCUAUGUCGACCUACAGAUGCUUGAUCACCCGGGUGGAUCUCGGGAGUCUCCCACCUCGUGCUCCCCAUCUCCAGAGUACUAUGGCCCGGGCGGUUACCACAUUGGGGGGCCGCACUCCCAUGCGGUGCUGGGGGAGCAAGGUUCGGUGCUGUGCAACCGGAAGAGGAGCGUGAACAUGACCGAAUGUGUGCCAGUGCCUAGCUCGGAGCAUGUUGCAGAAAUUGUUGGACGGCAAGGUUGUAAGAUCAAAGCUCUGCGCGCAAAGACCAACACUUACAUCAAGACCCCCGUUAGAGGAGAGGAGCCCGUAUUUAUUGUAACAGGCCGACGCGAGGACGUGGAAAUGGCUAAGCGAGAGAUCAUCUCGGCAGCAGAGCACUUUUCCAUGAUCCGCGCCUCACGCUGCAAAGCCGGUGCUGGUGGCAACGGUGGGGGAUCCCUCCCCGGACCCCCUCAUCUGCCGGGCCAGACCACCAUUCAGGUGCGUGUUCCCUACCGGGUUGUGGGCCUAGUAGUUGGGCCUAAAGGAGCCACGAUCAAACGCAUCCAGCAGCAGACGCACACGUACAUUGUGACGCCGAGCCGAGAGAAGGACCCCGUAUUCGAGGUGACGGGGAUGCCGGAGAACGUUGACAGAGCACGGGAGGAGAUCGAGACCCACAUCACUCUCCGCACGGGCGCCUUCGUAGACCUUCAGGGCGACAACGACUUCCACAGCAACGGCACUGACGUCAGCUUGGAAGGUCUGGGCUCACUGGGGCUUGGUAGUACCUUAUGGUCACGUGGAGGCAACCAUGGCCACGCCACUCAAGCUCCACCGCCUCCGCCUCCUCCACCUCCCCUCCCUCUGUCCAUGCACCACUCCUCUCGCAAGAUGUCCUCUGCCUCCUACCACAAUGGCGGCGGCAUUACCUCAGAGUCGUAUUCAUCCAGCCGCCGGCCCACCGAAAGCGGCAGCCCAACUAGUCCCUUCAGCACAGGCAGCGGCGGUGGCGGCUUCACCUUCGGCGGCGACUCCACCCCGGGCCUCCCGGCCACAGCCUCGGAUGACCUGAGCUUCGAGUUCAGUGGCUCCAACAUCUGGGCGCCCUUCAUGAACGGUGGUGGCGGCAGCAGUGGCAGCGGCAAGCAGCCACAAGCCAUCCGACGCAACAGCAGCGGCCUGAGUGGAGGAAACAUCACACCCCGCCUCUCACCCACCCUGCCAGCCGACUCUUCAGCCCUGGAUCACCCGCUGGCCCGCCGGGCGCAGAGCGACCCUCUCAGCACACUGUCCUGGCUCCAGACUGGAUCGUCCUUCUCCGGAGGAAGCAGCAGCAGUGGCGGCAGCACCACUGGCUACUCAUCCUGCUCCGCCUCCUCCUUGCCCGGAGGUUCCCCCACCGACUCUGAGGGCGGCGGCAGCGGCAUGGGCGUCGCAUCGGGUGUCCUGGGUCGACUGAAGGCCGGCACCCUGGCCGGUAUGGUUCCCGGGGGCAGCAGGGACUGCUUCGUGUGCUUCGAGAGCGAGGUGACUGCGGCGCUGGUGCCCUGCGGCCACAACCUCUUCUGCAUGGACUGCGCCGGGCAGAUAUGCCAGUCGCAAGAGCCGGAAUGCCCCGUGUGCCACACCCCCGCCACUCAGUGCAUCCGCAUCUUCUCUUAAUGCCACGCAGCCAGAGCAGACCCAGGGUUGGGAGAGUGGGCGAUGCUGUGCUGUUGUUAUUAAUAAUGAAAAAUAAAACUCUAGAACAUCAGGCUGUCCUACUAUUUAGAAGGUUUACAGCAAAACUGGGGAUGAAAAAGGAGAGAGGAGGACGACGAUGACGUGUAUCUGCAACCUGCCUACACAUACAAUUGACAGUAAUAAGUACCAUAUUAGAUACGACACUAUUCUGACGUUGAUUUGUUGUUAUUAAUAAUAAUAACUAUGGUGGUGAUAAUGACAAUAUGAUUUACCCAUGACUCAUAUGAUGUACUUUUCCCAGGCUGUGGAAUCAGCAGGUCACGUGAGGUUUCUUCUUUAAAAAAACAAACAAAAAAAACGAAAUCUCAUUGUGGACGAGGAGGACGAAUACCAGUGUCUUAUCUUUCUUUAGGCAUUAAUUUUAUCUAACGCCGAUGAAUCUGUCCAUGUAUUAUACAUUCCCUCUCCCCUGUCAUUUUUGCUUCUGAGCUCAACCUGGUUCUUACCACAGGUUCUUAUUUUUUUUGCUUGAGACUUUUUUUCUACUCGCAGAUAUUUUUCGAUUUAAGCUGCAUAGGUCUGCACUUUUUUCUAAUGGUUCAUUUUGGAGAAAACAAAAUAAUUCAGAGGGACGGGCGUUUUUUGGGUUCCUUUUUUUUUGCACACUGUUGAAGUGAGCGGCAACACUAUGACAACGAGUCUGUAUAAUGGUGAGCGUGGACAUUAUACAGAAAAGGAAAAAGAACUAAACGAAAGACUGUGGAGCCUGCACACCCGUCAGACCAAAAUAUUACUACUUUUUUCUUUUUGUUUGUUUAAAAUCAAUGAAGAAUGAAACACUUAAUAUUUAUUCAAGUUAAGAAUUGAUAUCCAACAUAAUGGUUAAUGUUCAAUAUAAGAAGAUAAGUAGAUAGAAUAGUUUAACGUUGCAUAAGAAAUAUCCUUACAACAGUGCUAAGAGGGCCGGUGUAUUCCACCUUUACGUCUCUCUUCUUUUUGUCUUCGUCUCUCUCUUUAGCCUUACAACCUUAAAAACUCAUUACUCCAGUCCAGUAGAGGGCCCUGUGAGCCCUUCUGUAUCUAACGGGCAUCUGGCCUGUGUGUCUUCUAGCGUAGGGCAGGAGGCUGGUCAUGUACACUUCAUUACUUUAAUACUUCAUUACCACAGACACUCUCUCUCUUUUUAUUACAUUAUAUUUGCUACUAUGAUCAAAAAUACGAAACAAAAAAAGUAAAAAAGGUCAGAGGUUUGUUCCUUCAUUCCUGUUUUUCGCCCCCGCCUCGUCUCAAGGGAGCGAAACACAAAACCGACACUUAAAACACACUCGCUGCAGACGUCGCACAGUCUGGAGUCGCCUUUUAGUCCACUGAAAACCUUAUGUUACAGUUGAAUCUGUUUUUAGUGUUCUUAGAGAGGUUGUUUUAACGUUAAAGCUCUCUAUUUGUGGUUGACGCGGACAGACGUAGUAGCCUCUUUUCCACAAACCUCGUCGUACGUUGAAUUUACUGAAUUGAAUUCUAGUAUAGAUAGGUCUUUGUAACUUUGCAAGAAUGUUUUUUCUCCUUACUGUGGAGGUGUGUGUGUGUAUAAGUGAGCGAGUGAUUCUGAGUGAGUGUGUAUGUAUGUAUGUAUGUAAAGGAGGAGGAGAAGAGUGGGAGGUUUUCUUUUAAAUUAGUGGACUGUUGUAGAGCCAUCCCACUUUGUGCACUGCGACACAUUGCAAUGUUUAUUAUUGUUUUUGUUUCGUUCGUUCGUUCGUUGGUGUUGAUUAUCUCCUACCGGAUCCGGUCACUGUGGGCCGAAAUGGAGAAAUCGUUAAAUCGUUGGUCUUCCGCCCCUUCCGUUUACGAGCUCUUCUUGUUUCCUAAUUUUAAAAAAGAAUUUAUAUAUAUAUAUAUAUAUAUAUAUAUAUAUAUAUAUAUAUAUAUAUAUAUAUAUAUAUAUAUAUAUAUAUAUAUAUAAAAUACGCUCACGCUCUUACUUUUGAGGAUGAACGCACCUCGGUCAGCAGUUCAGCCUGCCUGUAAGAGCCGCCAGUGCUGGUCUCUUUCUCAAUAUGGAGAUUUUUAGGUUUUAAUUUUUUUUUUUGUGCUUAGUCAUGAUUUCAAAUCUUUACUGUCACCAUCUAAACCUUGUAACCUUCUGUGAAAUAGUCCAGUAUUAGUUAGGUAUUAUAAAAAUAAUUACAUUGGAAAUACACAUUUUUGUCAGGACAAAAUUCUGCCUCUUUACUGUAAUUUUGCUAUCCCUAUCAAUCUUGUAGCUUGUUACUACUUUUUGCUCCAUUUGGAAACUUAAUUCAGUCAAACAAAACAAAAGAAAUGGUCUUAAAUUCAUUGGAAUCCAAUUUUGUAAACGUUUAGUCUAAAAAUACAAAGUUUUGUUGCGACAGCCUUGAUAUUCUUAACUCCAGUGUGUACCACUGUCCCUAUUAAAACCUCAACUUAUGUUAUAAACUCAAGCAGACCAAAAUAAAUGGUCCCAAAAUUAGAAUCAAAAUCCAGUUAGGAAAAAGGUCACUCUGGAAAUACAAAGAUACAAAGUUUUGUUAUGGACGUUUUAAUACUCUGCCUCUUCUUAACUCUUAAUUUUGUUUUUCGUUAUGCUCUAUUGUGUACAGCUUUUGGUCCAAUGAAAUGGCGAGUGGCGAAUAAAGUCGGUAGCCCUUUUGAAAAGUUCGUACCACGACACGCUUUCACGAGACAAGCCAUGGCGACAACUCCACACCGUUUCUAAAGGGCUUCCUCUGACAGCACUGCAAUUCAGGUCUCAUUCAGUUAACAAUAACCAGGAAAAUUCCCAAUCCGAACCUGGCAGCUAUAUCACCCAGGGCUUCCAUACACUCGUGUUCGUGCUAACUCGUCCGAGAGCCGCAGACAGACGCGGGUUAGGCGGGCGGUCGGUCGGGGUUGUCGGAGCAGCUGUGAUCUUCCUGGUGAACCUGGCUUAGAGGAGAACCGAGAUACAGAGACUGUAAAACUGCGUUGUUUCUACUACUAGAUCUUCUUGUCGUCGUCGUUAUUAUUCUUAAAAUUCAUUGUAAAGCCUGAAGAGUGAAUGAAGGUCAGGGGCACCUUUUUUGUCCAAUCGGUCGUUGAUGGCUUUAGAUGGUUUAGAAUGGGUUGUCUGUUUUGUCCAGGGACUUUCAAGACUAUGAAAUCAAGCUCGCAAACAAGUCUCAUAUAAAACUGGUCCACAUUUCUCAUUCAUUGUGUCUUGUUUUGGAAGACUUUCCAAAGUUUUACUUUCCCCCUCGUUCAUCUGUUGUGGAUGGGAGUUAAAGUUGGCUUGGGUUGAGUUUGCUUGGGUCUUGCCAAGACUGGUUGUCCUGGACUGGUUGUCCUGGACUAGUGUCCUGGAGCCUUGGUGGUGGUGGUAGUUGUGGAUGUAUGGAUAGAUGGAAAGAUGGAUAGAGCGAGGAUUUAUACAGUCUAUAUUGGUUUACGUGCUACACAAAUCACCCCAUUGCCUCACACUUACGCCUACCUUUUGUUGGGGUUCUUAUUUUAACGUUUUUGUCGUUUUUGUCCUGCUGUCGCGUCUUCAAACAAUUUCAAACCUAUUUCAAUAACAAUGCGAUGAGCACUGAUGAGUCGUAAAGUAUUCGUUUCACAUUUUGUAAGUGCGACGCGGCGUCCAAGCCUGCCAUGAUUUAAUAUUUGCCUCAUUUUUCUUCUAAAACAAGUGAUUUUUGCAUUUUUCUGAGUUCCUCAAGUGUUGAAAACCUGUCUAUUUAAAAGGUUUGUGUUUUUAGUGGGGUUAGUUUUUAAAAAUGGAAAAAAAUGUGUUUAAAACUGGACCCAGGCCAGAGGGUUUCAUUUUUAUUUAUUUAAAACUAUAAGAAAUUUUCUUUUCAGGAAUUGUACAGUAGGAGAACGGAUUAAAGGUACAAGUUUAGCUCAGUCAGUCUGUCAGUAGAGUACUGUAAAGGUGCCUCCGAAUCUGUGUUGCUGUGUUGUCUGUGCUCCAGGCGUUGCUUUUCUCAGACGACCUCAGAAAUCAGCCUCGAGGACGAAAAAUAUAUAUAUUUUUUCCUCCGUCAAUCGGUCACUCCAAGCCUGGAAACACUGACAACCACAGAAAACUUGGAGAUGGAAAUUUAUUUGUCAAUCUGUAACCCCUCCCCCUUUUUCCCUUUACACCCCUUUUUUCCCCCCCAUUACACCCUUUUAACCCUCUUUUAUCCUCGUUAACUCCGCCCCCUUCCCCCCAAGGUUUAUAAACAGGGUUUACAGAAGAAGUUCUAUAGGGGAGGUCUGUCAGGGGCGUGGUCCGAUUUUAUCGGAAUGGUAUAAAUAUGCCGUUUAUCCGCGAAUCGCUUCGCCCUCUGACUCUGCUCUUUCUCCUCUCUAGUUUUAUUAUUUGAAUUUAAUUUUAUUUUUGCUUUAAGUCUAUUUUUUUUUUUUUUUGUACGCAGAACCAAAAGUCGUUUCAAUAACAAGGUUUUGAAAGACCUACCUGUAAAUACCCUGAACUACGAUCAUUGGGAUUUGUUUUCCAGACAGGACAGAACUGAUCAGGAUAAUGUAGUUUUUAAGAACAUGUAUCAUUAUUUGUAAGUUAACUAUCUGCAUGUCUUGAAGCCAUGAGGCAUUAGCUAAUAAUAAUUUUCUAAAGAGAAAAAAAGCAAACAAAAAAAAACUUUUUACACAUUUUAUUUUUACAAUUUAUUUGCUUACCUUGACAUAAAUAUCCCAGAUUAUAAUGUGACCCUUUUAUUACUGCAAAUUUAUCUUUAUUUUCCAUAUUUCUGUUUCCUGUGUACAACAUAUAGGCAAUUUAUAACAAAAUGAAAAAAAUUAUUGAAGAAAUUUAAAAUUGAAAUAUAUUUUAUUUGAAAGUUUAUGGACCUUUUAGCCGUGAGUUGGAACAGUUGUAUACUCGUAUGAUUUGAACUGACUUGACGGUUAUAAGAAAUGUAUCAAGAGUUUUAUUUUUUAUGCUUCUUUAAUAAAAUCUUGUUUUUUGUUUUCGUUUUUUACUGUAAAACAAUAAA